Messenger RNA from Entelurus aequoreus (snake pipefish), 944 nucleotides. RefSeq names its product E3 SUMO-protein ligase ZBED1-like. Gene Ontology annotation, biological process: regulation of transcription by RNA polymerase II. Gene Ontology annotation, cellular component: nucleus. The transcript has 5 exons. Bases 1 to 750 code for a protein of 249 amino acids. The record is from RefSeq and is a predicted model, not a curated record. Lineage: Eukaryota; Metazoa; Chordata; Actinopteri; Syngnathiformes; Syngnathidae. Gene Ontology annotation, molecular function: protein dimerization activity.
AUGCUGGAGAGAUUCACAGAGCAGUACCCUGAAAUUCAAGCAACCACCUUGGAUCAACGGCUGAGAAAAAAUAUGGAAAGGGACAGACCUGCUCGGCUAACUGAGGAGGACUUUACAAAAGCUGAGGACUUCAUCAGCCUAAUGAAGGUGCUCUACACGUCAACACUCUGCGUGUCUUCCGAAAAGAGUCCCACAUGCGGACAGAUUCUGCCUAUCCUCAAAAAGCUUGAGGCACACCUGGCUAAUGAUGAGAUCAGGGCCUUUCUCCAGCUGGCCAGUGCGUUGGAUACACGCUUUAAACAUAAAUUGGAUGAUGACACCAUCUGGGACCAGUUCCAGAGAAAGCUGAUUGAACAGUCAACAGAGGAAGUCUGUGGAGCUGAUGGGGACACCAUGCAGUCUGAGAAUGAGGCAAAGGAGGAGAACAGGGAUGAGCAGGGGAGUCAACAGCCUCCCUGCAAACUGCCCAAGAAGACUCCCUUGGAGGAGCUGUUUGCUGAGGAAGAGGCACAGCAGAGCUCCAUGUCCAUCAAGAAACGAGUGGAGAGAGAGCUGCAGAUGUACCAGGACGUUCCACCGAUACUUAUGUCUGACGACCCUGCUGCAUGGUGGUGGAACCAACAAAAGACUUAUCCUUUGCUGUCAGAUCUCGCUUUCUCCUAUUUAUGCGUUCAAGCUUCUUCCACACCCAGCGAACGUGUAUUUUCCACAGCAGGAGACACUAUCUGUCCAGAACGCUCACGCAUCUGAUUCCUGCCUGAGAAGGCGGAUAUGAUCAUUUUCCUAAACAAGAACUGUCUCUGAUUUUAUACUGUACCUGCUGCUAAUCUGGACUGGGUUUUGCAAGUUGUUUCUUAUUGUUUAUUUGCUUUUCUGCACCAGGUUAGCCCAUCAGUGGGAGCACGGUAACAUUUUUAAGUACCUGCAGCAUCAUACACUUGUGU